Molecule: messenger RNA, 915 nt
Organism: Cannabis sativa
Lineage: Eukaryota; Viridiplantae; Streptophyta; Magnoliopsida; Rosales; Cannabaceae
Exons: 1
Coding region: 133-846 (237 amino acids)
Biological process (GO): shoot system development; root development
Source: RefSeq, a predicted model, not a curated record
UCCAUCUACUUCUAUAUUUCUAAAAACCACUACAUAUAUAUACACACAUACAUACAUAUUCAUACCCUUUUUCUCGUUCUCAUUAUAAAAAAAAAAGGAAAAGAAAGAAACGUAUAUAUAUAUAUAUAUAAUAUGGGACGAUUGAAUUUUGAGGGAUUGAGAAACUUACAAAACACAGCAAACGACUUAUUACGAUACUCAGUUGUGGUUGAUUAUAACAAACGACAAGAUCAGAAAAGGGUUUACGAAGUUUCAGAAGCAUGUUUGAGAAUGUUGGAUGUGUGUGGUGUUUCAAAAGAUGUUCUUUUACUUGUGAAAGAACAUCUCCAAGACCUUCAAUUCACGUUGAGACGAUUAAGCAUUGGGGAAUUAACAACCGAUAUCGAAAACAAAAUCUCAGACUACAAUUGUUACAGGAAGAAAUUGAAGAAAGAGACUAUCAAUUGCUUGAACUCUCUCAAGGGAUCAUUAAAUAAGGUUGUACUACUCGUUCCAUCAUCAUUAUCAUCUUUAAACGACAAUCUUUCUAUUGUCGUUGAUGUGUUGAAAGAAGUUAGAGUGACCACUAUCUCUAUUGUUGAGUCUUUGUUUUCCCUUAUUGACAAGCCUUGGCUUGACCAGAUCAAAUCGGCUAAAGCGUCAUCCUUUCUUGGUUAUAACUCCAAGUUCAAACGUGUGAGUAAUUACAGUAGUGAAGAUAUUUAUGAUUCUAUGGAGCUUCAUAGUGCUAAUAAGAGAUUGGUAGCUGUGAAGAUAACUAUUGAAUGUAUUGAGGUAGAGUUGGAGAGUAUAAUCAGGCGUUUGAUCCAGACAAGAGUUUCACUUCUAAACAUACUCACUAAUUAAGUAUCGAGUUAUAAAUUACUUAAUGUAAUAAUUUUUAGAGAACAUUACUAACUAAUCGCGAUGACAUGU